ACACACACACACAGACUGACACACACACACACACACAGACUGACACACACACACACACACAGACUGACACACACACACACACACAGACUGACACACACAGACACACACACACUCCUCCACUGGACUCGCUGUAACUCCACAUGUGAACGUGAACGACCAUCUUUGGAUGUAGAGGACGGACAGAUGGAAGGACAGCGCUGUUUUUUAUCUUUACGCGGAGCUUUAUCUUUCUUCUUCUUCUUCUUCUUCUCUCUUCUGCUGGAGCCCGCGGCCACUGAUAUUCCCCCGUUUUACCCUUGGAGACAGCUCUGUAAGUUCUGUGAUCUGGAGCCGUCGCCGUGCGGCGGCACCGGCACCUGCAAGUCCAACUGCUCCAUCACAUCAAUCUGCAUAGACAGUGAUGACGUCUGUGUCGCCAUCUGGAGGAAGAAUGAGACGGACUUCACCAUCGAAACACUCUGUCACGAUCCCUCCAAGCCGCUGUACGGCGUCAUGCUCGACGACUACAACACCUCCACCUGCGUGAUGAAGGAGAAGAACACGACGAGCGGGAUGGCUCACUUCUGCUCCUGCACCGAGGAGGAGGAGUGUAACGACCAGCUGGUGUUCUCCCCCUUUGUGGAUCCAACGCCAGACGAUCCGAUGGUGUCUGUGCUGCUGGUGAGCCUGCUGCCCCUGCUGCUGAUGCUCACCUUGGUCGCAGGAAUUCUCUACUGGUACCGAACGCACCGGCGUGGUGCACUCAACCAAGAGUGGGACAACACCAUCAAGAAGCGCAAGCCAAGAGCCGGCGGACUGGACUGCAGCGACGCCUGUGCCAUCAUGAUGGAUGAUGACAGGUCAGAUAGCAGCUCCACCCACGCCAACAACCUGAACCACAACACUGAGCCACUGCCUAUAGAGCUGGACCUGCUGGUGGGCAAAGGACGCUUCGCUCAGGUAUUCAAGGCUAAGCUGAAGCAGACGACGUCAGAUCAGUUUGAGACUGUGGCUGUGAAGAUUUUCCCCUCGGAGGAGUACGCCUCCUGGAAGAACGAGAAGGACAUCUUCUCCAAAACAGACCUGCGACACGAGAGCGUCCUCCACUUCCUGACGGCGGAGGAGAGGAAGGUGGAGAAGCAGUACUGGCUCAUCACUGCAUUCCACCCCAGAGGAAACCUACAGGAGUACCUGACACAUCAUGUAACCAGCUGGGAGGAGCUGCAGGUUCUGGCCGGCUCUCUAGCUCGGGGUGUCGCCCACCUCCACAGCGACCGUCUCGCCUGUGGACGCCCCAAGGUUCCCAUCGUCCACCGUGACCUGAAGAGCUCCAACAUCCUGGUGAAGAACGACCUGACGUGCUGCUUGUGUGACUUUGGCCUGGCACUGCGUCUGGACAGCAGCCUGUCUGUGGACGACCUUGCCAACAGUGGACAGGUGGGUACAGCACGUUACAUGGCUCCAGAGGUUCUGGAGGCCAGACUGGAUCUGGAGAACACCGAGUCCUUCAAGCAGACUGACAUCUACUCCAUGGCCCUGGUUCUGUGGGAGAUGACGUCCAGGUGUGAGGCUGUAGGAGAGGUGAAGGACUACGAGCCUGCGUACGGCUCCAAGGUGCGAGAGCACCCGUGUGUGGAGAGCAUGAAGGACAACGUGCUGAGGGACCGAGGACGACCGGAGAUCCCCGACGCCUGGAUCAGGCACCAGGGCGUGGCGGGGAUCUGCGCCACGAUACAGGAAUGCUGGGACCACGACCCCGAGGCCAGACUCACAGCCCACUGCGUCGCCGAACGCAUUUCCAAGAUGGAGGAGGAGAUGGACAAGCUCUCCAGCCGCAGCUCGUCGGCGGAGAAGAUCCCUGAGGAGCUGAAGAUCUCGAUAGAAGUGGAUAUCCCGGAGCGAGAGGUGAAAAUCGUAGAAAUACAGAACGUCUUUGCUGCUCCGUGACGGCAGAGCUCCUGCAGAAGUCCGUCGAGACAUUUCAACAAGAGCACUUCAUUCUACUUCGACGGGAUCUUUUAAAAGUGAUGAUUCAGGAGCUGAGUUCCUGCAGGACAAUGGAGCCCGACUGUGUGUCAGUAUCAUGCGUACAGGGAAGUGUUAUCCAGCAGAGAUCAGACCCUGAUGUGGGUUAGGGCACGGACACAGUUCAUGUCAGACAGGCGUCGUUGCAGUAAACCAAAGACAUUUAAUGUGCACUUUAUCAUUUCAUAUACAUAUUGACGCAUCACAGAUGUGUUUCAUUUUAAUAUCUUCAUGUAUUAUGACAUGUUGGAUGAAAUCUUUUUGCCAAAAAGUGUCUUUGUGACGAAAAGUUGGAUGAGAUGUCGCAUUAACACUAAUGAUGCUGCGGACUCUGUGUGUGUGUGUGUGUGUGUGUGAGAGAGAGAGAGAGACCAAGUUGUUUUUUUACCCAGCUAUACUUAACAACAAAUAAACAAGCACAAUGUACAUAUGGACAAUAACUGUACAUAAGAGACGAAUCAGUCAAAAAGGGAAAGUAAACCUUCGCCGUUUCCUUUAGUGCAGAGAUUUAAAAAAACAUGUAUGUUGUAUGUUUUCUGUCUGUAGCAGCAGGAAGCUUGUGCCAAAGAUCUUAACACACUUCGUCACAUGUACAUUAUUGUAGAUCUCUGUUAAAUUAAAGAUAUUUCUGUAAACUGUUUCUCUCGUGCUCCAUCCGAGAGACGGGAUGAAGCACAGAAGACGUUUGUCCCGUCGAACUCGUUCCUUAACGUAUCCUUUCAAUUCAGUUUCAGUCUCCUCCUCCUGCCGUUCGUUUCGUCCCAUUCCAGGUUUGUCUCCUUCAUUCCUGUUGCCCUUUAUUCAGAAGCAACAGAGUAACAGGUUACGUUACAUGGUCAGAUAUUGUAGCUAGAAACAGCAGCUCCAAAGUGUAUAAUGUUGUAUAAUAUGUUGUAGUGAGUGUGUGUGUGUGUGUGUGUGUGUGUGUGUGUGUUCCCCUCCAGCUCUCUGGCUCAGUCUCGUUCUUUCCAUCUCAAAGCCUCACUUCCAACCCUAACCCUCUUUGUUGGCAUCGCCGACUCUCCGCGGAGCCAAACAUCCUGUGUCCAGAAUUAACUCGUGGCCUUUCUUCGUUCACUUUGUCCUCAGUGGUGAAGCACGUCGUAUGUACAGUACAGUACAGUUCUCUCUCUCUCUGAGAUCCGUCCGUGUGUUUACAGAUUACAGUUCUUCCAGGUGUAAUGCACCUGCCUUGCUCUGGGUCAGGGUCAGGGAUCCCUGCUUGCUUUUCCUUCCCUGUGUUUAACAGAAUUUAACUCUGUGAAGCACAAUGAUGUGGAUACGCGUCAGUUAUAGGUUUUACAGUGUUUAACAGUGUAAUCACUGAAAAAAAAAUUCUUCACUGCAGUGUACAUGGAAAGAAAUCUUCCAGUACCUCAUGUCUGCCCUCUGGUGGGGAAAAAAUCCUCUUCUUUACGGCACAGUUUUUCAGCAAGUAAAUACCGUUAUGAUCAUAAACUGUUAUGAUCACUCCAUGCACUCGGCUUCUUGACGUACAUCCGUUUCUAAAAUGGCGACUGUUAGCUCUCUUGGUGGCUCCGGCGCCCCAUGUACGGAGGCUGGAGUCCUGCCGCAGGUUCGACUCCGACCCUGGUCCUUAAUCUAUAAGUCGCUUUGGACAAAAGUGUCUGCUGGAUGAAUGUAAUGUAAAAAACAAUGCAGAUCGUCUGUUUCCUGUUUCUGUGUUUACUCACUACUUCAUUCAGAGUUUUGUCUCGAGUGUUACGCAGGAAAAUGUCCAAAACGGGACAUUUUCAAAAACAGAUGAAGAAGAACUCGCUGCUCCGUCCCACUUUGUUCGGACGGAGUGAGAGGAUGUUCCUUCAUGAAUCAAGAACAUUCAAACCUCUUCCUUUACUGCAUGUGAAUAUAAAUCUCUGAUAUUUCGUGAAUUGCAGGACCUCUUCAACCCCAGUGGUAAAUCCAAUUAAAAUCAAUUCAAUAAGUCAUCGAUCAUGUGAAUGAUAUUCACAUAUUUCUUUUCGUACUGUACUUUACUGUACUUUUCAUUUCACCAUGACACCACAUCCUUUGCAAAGUCCGGGACUGUCACUGUAAACCUUGCUUGUGCCGUGCAAUAACAGAAAAAUGUUGUGAUACGGACUCGGUGGCCUUAUGAAAUUAUCGACCAAAAAUGUUGCAAUAUGCAUGUCGUUGUGCACACAACCACUGGGCUUAACCAUCUCCUCCUUCAGGAUACAUAUUUGUUUUACAGGCAGCCACGUUGCUUUGUGAUGCUUCGGAGAGAAAACAAGAGCGAACAAAUAAAUGAGUCACGAGGAAAUGGAAGAGGAAACAGGCAGGCUGGCAUAACAUUAUGUCGAGGACCAAUAGAAAUUAGAGUUACAGAACAAAGUAUUAGUGUUGACGUGUUUAAGAACUACUUAUCUAAUGACUGAACUGUGGUUGUGGUAAUUAAGUAAUUAAAGUAAUGAGAUGUGAUUGA
Messenger RNA from Scophthalmus maximus (turbot), 4450 nucleotides. Its product is annotated as TGF-beta receptor type-2-like. The coding region runs from base 184 to 1926 and encodes 580 amino acids. Gene Ontology annotation, cellular component: signaling receptor complex; plasma membrane. Gene Ontology annotation, biological process: protein phosphorylation; heart development; transforming growth factor beta receptor signaling pathway. Gene Ontology annotation, molecular function: metal ion binding; activin receptor activity; ATP binding. NCBI's taxonomy places the organism in Eukaryota, Metazoa, Chordata, Actinopteri, Pleuronectiformes, Scophthalmidae. The record is from RefSeq and is a predicted model, not a curated record. The transcript has 10 exons.